Molecule: messenger RNA, 1674 nt
Organism: Cylicocyclus nassatus
Lineage: Eukaryota; Metazoa; Nematoda; Chromadorea; Rhabditida; Strongylidae
Source: the annotation of a GenBank genome assembly
AUGAGUGUAUCCCAAGAACUUGAGCCACACACACUUUCCCUCGGAUCCGCUCUAUCCUAUGGAAUGUCGUACGAGACCAUAACGGUGCGGAUGAACCGUAGUGAUACGAACAUACCAUGGGGAUACACAUUACGACAACAGGGUAAUCGAAUCAUAGUAGCAACGGUCGACAGGGAUUCGUUAUCAGAUAAGGCUGGAAUGAAGGCUGGCGAUGAAGUUGAUGCAGUUUGCGGGAGAAAUGCAGUGAACAUGAGUGUGAAUGAAGCAAACAGUAUACUGGAUUCAUCAUUCCAAGAAGUCAACUUCAAUUUGAGAAGAUACGUGACAUCGCACACUUGCUUGCCAUGGACACUGACCGAACAGGACAACAAAUUAGUCGUCGACGAAAUGCAACCAGGAUACGGUCAAGGAUUUGGCGGUAGUCUUUCCUUUGAUCGUGGAUCUUCAGCACGAACAAAGUCUUCACUGCAGUCAAGUCAACAGCACCAAAGGUCUCACUAUCAAUCAAAUCAACAGAAUAUCAACUCAGUGCAAAGUCCAUUCCGUUCUUUUCCCCUCAUCUCCAACACAGUGCUCGCAAAUCAAGCAUCGCCUUGUGUUAUGGUAUUUUACGGCUCUAAUCGUGCACCGCACUACGGCAGUUACGUUGCUACAAACAGUCAGCCGCGAAUGUACCACAGUCCUUCUACGUACUCUCGUCAUCAGCAAUCCAACUUCAACACAGCUCAAAGCUCAAACUCAUAUGGUAAUGGUCCAUCUUACUCCACCGCUAUCGACGGACCAGAGCCAUUUAUAAGAGGAAGAUCGCACACAUACUCACAUGUGAACCCUACGUACAACACAAACUUUGGAUCGCAACGACAUCAUUCCCCACAAAAUGGCCCGCGCCAGUCAGAAGCAGCUCAAAACUACAGUUUUAACAACGGAUUCACUACCACUGCCUACAAACCGAGUUCUGGUGGAGUACCACUCAAUCAAGCUACGUACAUUCAAACAUCUCACUCACCAUCCCUACAUCCUGGUGGUCUAUCUCCUGGAGGAACCAAGUUGUUGUACCAUUCACCAUCACCACGAACACGAAAUGAACUUUCUCCUUAUGCGUCUGUGCAACAUCUCCAGUACAACUCUCCCAUGAACAUCUAUUCUGUCGAAGCAGCAGCUGAAGAAUAUACCCAGCAAACAGGACGACCUACACAGCUGCCAAACUAUCGAAAUAAAACACCAGCAUAUCUGACAUCUGAAACAAAGAAGUUGAUCGAAGAGCAGGAGCGUGGCCGCGGUUAUCGUCUCGCAUCGCCAUCGGCCCAGUCGUCUUCAUUCAAACGAAUUAGCCAAGCUGUAGGAGCGCCAGUGUUAUAGGCUACGUAUUAAAACAUUUUUUUAAUCUUUUCCCAAUAUUUGCUUGUGUUGAAAGCAAAUUCUUGUAAUAUGUCGACGUGCUCAGAGUUUUAUUGUGUUUUGGAAAAUUCGUAAUCGAUAGACUCAGAACGCUUUCGUUAGUACCUGUUAGAUUUCCACGUCAGCUGCAUACUGCUAGCUUUUCGUAUUUUUAUACAAAAAAAAGAAGAUUCUGUUAUUUAGCCUCAGCUAGACGGUGAAACUUUUUAGAACAUUUACAUAUGUGCAUAACAAUAUACAAAACUUGUGAGAAUUAAAAGAACAAUAAAGUGCUAC